AUGUUGAACAAUCCUGAAGGGAGAGAAAAUUCACUUGAAUGCACGGCUAUGGACGUGCUGAGUAGUGUUCUAGGUGUCAAUGAGAACGUAUUGGAUCCAGGUGAAAACCCUGGCGAGGUUGACCACUUGCAAGUUUAUCUAGAGGAUAGCAGGGAUCCAAAGCUACAGAUCAACAAUAAUCUUUGGCAUGAGUUGGAAAAGUUACAGGAGAAGCAGAAACACAUCCAAUUGACAAUAAAGACUACUGUACCACCUUUGCGUGAAUAUAUGGAACGCUUCAAUUCACAAUUGUCAGAAUUCACCAGUGAUUUAGGAUACAUAAGAAAUAAGUCUACUGAAUUGAAAAACAUGUUAGAGUAUAAUUCCACUAGAUUGGCUAAAGUCAGUCCGUUGGUAAACGAUUUAAUGAUACCGCCAAGUGUAAUCCAUAGUAUUUUACGUGACAAGAUUAAUGCAGCCUGGCAAGAGAAUAUCGCCUUCAUGAGGGAUAAACAGGAAAUAUACGACAAGUACAAAAACUCAGAUGCUACUAAACCUAAGGAUUUCGAACUAUUGUAUGAAGUGCUGUCCUACCUCAAGACCGUAAUCUUGGACAGAUCGAGGAAAUUUAUCACACGUUGUAUUAAGAAAUUGAGAAGUCAUCAACCAACAGCUUCGCAACGCAUUCAAGAUACGCUUUUACAAGUAAGAGACAUCUUUCAAUAUAUUGUGGAGAAUAAUUAUUCGCUAGCAUUAGAAUUGAGACAAGCUUAUGCAUAUACCCUGAGGUGGUACUACAAAGAGUAUUUUGGUCGUUACGUGAGAUCCCUUACGAUUUUACCACUUAAAAAUAUUGAUUCACAGUAUUCAUUGAGCAAUAGCAUUUCCAAUGUACAUGCAAGCAAAUCUGGAACCUCUAUGUUCUCCAACUAUCUGUCGUAUGGUUAUGGUAAGAAUGCUGGUCCCGUUACAGCAGAAUCUAUUCAGGAUUACUUCCAAAUCUCUAAGCGGUUGUCAAUUUUAACGCAAGAAGACAACACCGUAAUGGUUUCUCAAAUUGCAGAAAAUAAUACCAUGUCGCACUACAUUGAAAUAGGAUUUAAAAAUUUGAAUCUGGCAGUGUUGGAUAACUGUAGUGUGGAAUUAGAGUUUUUAAGGAAUUUCUUCAGAAUCAACAAUGAUGAAGACGAAUUUAGAGGUAUGUUGGAGCAAAUCUUUCAGCCAACGUUUGCCAAAACUGUUGAGUAUACCAAGCAACUAAUUCAGUACACUUUUGACAUUUUUGGUGUUCUCAUGUGCAUCCGUAUAGCUCAACAGUUACAAUUCGAGUCUAAGAAACGCCAGCUUGUUGUCAUGGAGGAAAAUUUGAACAACCAUUUGAUGUUACUAUGGCCCAAAUUCCAACAAUUGGUAGAUUUCCAAUGCGAUAGUCUUCAUAAAGUACCCAUUACAGCCGCUGUCGCCCGACCACUGAACAACUCUUCCCAUCGUAAUCCAUUGACGACACCCUUAGAGUUGACCAUUCAAUUCUCCAAAUUUCUAACAAGUCUCUUGACUCUGGCAUGUACUCAUAGGGCCCCCAUAGAUGAAAGAUCAGAACCUCUUUACAACUCUAUAUUCAGGAUCAGGAACGAUUUCGAAACUGUCAUGACUAAAUGUAGCAAAAAGACCAGUUCACCGGAGCGAAUGCUGGCUAUAAAUUAUAUGUUCCUGUACAAUACUCUGGAGCAUCAAAACCUGAAUUUACAAGGCCAAGCAGACCAGGAGUUGCCAGCAGUGGUCAAAGAGACCGAGGAUCACUUCAAGGCAUUGGUAGAAGCAUUAAGCAAAGUCACAUGA
This is a messenger RNA of Zygosaccharomyces rouxii, 1818 nucleotides long. RefSeq names its product Vps52p (gene VPS52). Gene Ontology annotation, biological process: endocytic recycling; Golgi to vacuole transport; retrograde transport, endosome to Golgi. The coding region runs from base 1 to 1818 and encodes 605 amino acids. Gene Ontology annotation, cellular component: GARP complex. Lineage: Eukaryota; Fungi; Ascomycota; Saccharomycetes; Saccharomycetales; Saccharomycetaceae. The transcript has a single exon. The record is from RefSeq and is a predicted model, not a curated record. Gene Ontology annotation, molecular function: syntaxin binding.